UUGUCUUGUAGCACUGUUGAUCACCGCUGAUCAAUACUAGUAAAAACCCUAGAUAAACAUAUAAACCCGGUGUUAACCUGUCCAUUACAUAUCAGAUAGAUCUAAUACUUCACAAGAGAAUGUAAUUUAUAUAGUGUAGUAUGGUCCUUUAAGGAGAUCUCAGUCAUUACUAAUGAAGCAAUAUUUGUCAAAGGAAAGUUAUUUGAUUAUCGUAAAGUUUUUCUAAGUAUUACUUUGGGGAUUUUGUCUGUGUUAUGAUCCUGUUAUUGACUCUUAAUCAGCUGAUUGGGAUAUUUGGAUGUUAAAAAGAAAUACUUUUUUAGCGGAAUGAUCUACUACCUGAGUAUCACGGUGUUAAUUAUAUUAUUAUACCUGGAGUCAGUUAGAAGUACUUUCCCACACCAAUUUGACAAAUAUUCUACACACAACGUUACAGUGACAGAAGGCCAACAGGCGAUCCUCCCAUGUCAUGUUGAAUCCAAAAAAGAAAUUAUGAUAAUAUGGAUGAAUCCCAAAAAGAUUAUGAUAUCUGAAAGAGAAAGUCGAUAUAUCGAUGACCCUCGUAUUAGUGUAGAGCGGCCAUUUGUUGGAGACUAUAAUUUACACAUUAGAAAUGUACGAUACGAUGAUAGAGGAGAGUACACCUGUAAUAGUAAUAAAGUUCCUGUAGAAUCCAGACGUAUAAGACUAAUUGUGAAAGUGCCUUCUAAGUUUGUAAGAGAUCAACAGCGUGAUGAAGUAAUAACCAGAGAAGGAACAACCGUCAAACUUACAUGUAAUGCCACUGGAAUACCCACGCCUAAUAUCACAUGGUUUAGACGCUUAUCUAUAGAAGAAGAGCAUCCCGAACAGGUUGGUAAUGUGGGAGAAGUAUUAAUGAUUUAUAAUAUUAGUCGACACUGUGGUGGCAUGUAUGAGUGCAUGGCAUUUAAUGGAGUAUAUCCAGCGAUUUCAAAAACCAUUAAAGUCGAAGUACAAUUUAAACCUGAAAUAACUAUAAGAAAUAGACGUUUAGGACAGAAAAAGAAUAAAGAAACAAUGUUAGAGUGUAUCGUGACAGCAUCUCCACAAGGAGAUAAUUAUUGGAAAAGGGGCAAAAAUGAAAUCUCUAAAAAUGAAUAUGGUUAUAGAGUUGAAAUUUAUCCUGAAGACGAUUAUACUAUAUCAAUUUCUUUAAGAAUUUUGAAUGUUCAAAAUGAUGACUUUGGUUUAUAUACUUGUGAAGCCAAAAAUGCUUUAGGCAUGUCAAGUGAUACUAUGGAAUUAUAUGAAUAUGUAGAACCAACAUUACCGCCAACAACGACAACAACUGUCACUCCAAAACACAAAAAAUAUAACAGACCUGAUAAAACUAGACUUUAUAAACAAAACAAUUUAGAUACAGAAGAAGACAGUUUGGAGUAUGUAGAUGAUGUUGAUUACCGAAAAGCAUUGUCUCAGAAUCCACGUACACAGGUCUCAGGUCAAAUUGGAACUGGUGAAUAUGGCAAUUCUGCAGUUAAAGUUCGUAAUCAGCUUGGUAUUUUGUCUUUGACUCUAAUUUUAUGGAAGUUUGUAUUUUAGAAUGACGAAGCAUUGUUUACAAGAAAUAACGAGAAAGUAUCAUAGAAAUCUCACAUGUUUUAUUAUCAAAUAGUUGUUCGUCCAAUUUGACGAUUUAUUACUGGUUUAAUCUUUUUUAUAAGAAAAGAUUUUGAGACUUGUAGACAAUCUGCUAAAAAGAAACAUGGAAGUGAAAAGAAAGCAUAAUGAUUCGUCGAACAAGACAUUGUCGAAAUGCAUAGGUUUGCUUUCCAGUGCGGCUGAAAUAUUUUGUACAUGCUUAAGAUUAUCAUGAUGAUCUAUUAUAGUACCUAAAGCUCUUUAAAUGUAAAGUUUGAAUAUUUAAGGUCCAUCAUGAAUCAAAUUAUUACAUUUUGAUUGCUAUGGAUGAAGUAAUCUAUGUGCCAAAUACUACAACAUAAAAUUGAGUACACUGGUUUCCAAUUUUGUAUAUAUUAUUACUUCGGUAUAUACUGCCAACACAUACACGACUACUUUACAUAGGAAACAAAUAUGUUUCUGUAGAACAUUUAAAAUGAAAAUUGUAAUUGAAAUAUGAAUAUUUAUAGCUUUCAUACCGACUGAGAAUUGGACAUCGCUUGAUGUCAAUUAGAGUUAGAGUGAGAGACCCAUAUUCGCCGCAUAAUUCGUUCAUUUUCACUUACAUCCGACCUAAUUCGAAUAUUUGGAACUUUUUAUGAAGGUUUCAGAGAUUUAACUAUAUGAAAAAAAUGUUUGAUAAAGAAAUUAUCUUCAAAACAUUGGUUAAUUGUUCUAAAAACGAACGCAAACUCAAGAGUAAAUCAAGUUGUUCGUGUACCAUGGGGGACACAUUUUCGCCGCAAUGUAUGAUAUGACCAUCCUCAUUAUCCUGGUAUAUUAUAAAAACGAAUGUUUGCAAUUACAUGAAUUAGCUUGAGAGAUCAUUCUUAUACGAUUUUUCUCAUAAAUAUUUUCUUUAAGACUGCGCAUGAUUGCCAUAUAAAUCUUACAUAAUUGCUAAAAUCAUUUAAAAACACCUGCGUAUUUCUCAAUAUAUGCGAAUAACCUUAGAAAUGGGGUAAAGAGGAAUAUCAACAGUUGUAACAUUACAAACGGCCUUUACCAUCUUUUUAGGCAAGUAUUGGGCAAAGGCACACAAAUUUUACAAAAAAAAUAGCAAAACGGCGAAAAUGUUUCCAAGGCGAAUAUGCGCCACCCACCGUUCAACUUCAUUUUAAUUUCGUAAUGAACGAGCUUUUGGCGAGUUAUUUUUUAUUACUAUCUAAAUUAUAUAACGAGCGUUGAUAUCAAGCGAUAUUCAAUUUUGUAGAGUUGUUAAACCUAUUUCUCUUAUGAUAAACAUUAUCUUUGUGUUAAAUAAAAAUCCCGAGACUAUAUUUGAUCUAUUAUUUUGCACAUACCAGUAUGACGUCAUAUAAUGUCCGGGUUCCAGCGUCAAACUUUUUAAAACAUUAGACAUGUACUGUAUAUACAAUUAACUCUUUUUGUAACUUCAUAAUAUAAUAAAAUUUUACAAAAUAAGAUUUUCAGGUGAAAACUGUUAGUGUUUUGUAUAUUAUUGAAGAGAUCACAUAUCUCCGUUGCUACAUGUACAUCCUUUUGACCUUUGAAAGUCGUCAAUGACCAAUGGAAAUGUCCCAAUAUCGUUUCAUGAUGGUGGAUAAGCCAAUCAAAUAAAAGACAUUUUCGUAUCACACUCCUGCAGUGGGAUACAAAAAAUAUCUCGUCAUGCGAAAAAUAGAUAGCAGGCCACAACCACAAGGGAAUGAUUUCACACCAUUAUUUCAAGUAUACCAUUUGAUGAUCACCCAAGUCAUUAAAACAAAGUUUAAGUCCGUAUUAGUAUUCAAGAUUGUAAAGAAUGUAGCUGUAUAUAUAAUAGUUGAUUUCUGAUUCAAGGAUUUUAUUUUACAGUCUUAUUUUCUAUUUUCCUUUAUGUUUUUAUUAGGGAUAGAUUUUGAAUGGUGCAAGUUAUGUCAUGGACACUGUUUACCUUGUUAGAUUUUAUAUUUUGUAUUGUUUCUUCUAUUAUGAAAUAAAUUGAUUGAAUGUAUACUAGUAUAUGAAAUGUUUAUUUGAUAAGAGUGUUCGAAUAUAUGCAAGGUAUGUGUCUGACAGUUCAUAUUAUUCCGAUGACGGUGAUAUAAAAAUGUAUCUAAUAUAGUAUUCAGAUGUAGUCGUGUUAUACUGUCUGAUACAGACAUUCAUCUGUAGUCGUUUGUAUUAUAUGUAAAAAGACGUUGUUUUUGUUUUUGUGUUUUUUUUUUCGUAAUAAAUCAUUCAUAUAAAAUUG
Messenger RNA from Mytilus californianus (California mussel), 3838 nucleotides. Its product is annotated as limbic system-associated membrane protein-like. Bases 328 to 1563 code for a protein of 411 amino acids. The record is from RefSeq and is a predicted model, not a curated record. Lineage: Eukaryota; Metazoa; Mollusca; Bivalvia; Mytilida; Mytilidae. The transcript is spliced from 8 exons. Gene Ontology annotation, cellular component: neuron projection.